AUGAACAGGAAGAGACUUGAGGCUAUCAAACGGCUUCAAGAAGCGGAGAUUGUGCUAAAUGGGAUAGCGGAGGCCGAAAGAGAAAAAGAUGUUGCUUACUUUGAGGACAAAUGGAUGGAGCAAAGGACCGGUCAGCUGGAUGUGAUGACUGAGACUCAGAAAGAAAAGAGAGAGCGUCUCAAUGUAAUGCUGGGGUUAGAAGAGGAAUUGAUUCAGGCUCGUCCUGGUUGUAUCUUUCUUUGCAGAGAUCGGCUCAAGGCAAUUCAACUUCAAGCUCGAAGAGCAAGAACCCAGGCUGAUAGGUUUGAUCUUAUGUCGCUGCCGGCCACAGUGGCCAACCUCGAAGAGCAAAUCGAAGCGAUGGCCACAGCCCUUGGCGGUGCUGAAUUUCAAGAGCUUGCCGGCGCAGUCCGCAAUCAAGAAACAGCAGUGCUGGGCUUAUCAAUAGCGCGCGCAAAUCUCUAUGAAGCCAAAGUUGGCCUAGUUGAAGCCAGGAUGCGUCGCCAUCGGCACACUGGAACCCGGGAACAACAACAUCUGGCUCGGCAUCUGGGUGAUAAGACAAAACUGGUUCGUGUCAAGUACAAUACAUAUGCGAGGCAAGUUGGCAAAUACGAAAACGAUUACCCCGACGCUGUGCAACCCGCAUUGCCCGAUCUUGCAACGGUCAUGGCCAUGGAGAUGGACGAUGUGUUCUGGAAUCGUGGCGAGCUUGGUCUCCAAGAUGGUGAUACAGACAGAGACGGUAUCAACAGUUUCUUAUCCCGACGGAGCGCUUGCGAGGAGCUAAGACGCAUUGCUAGGGAAGCGAGGCAAAUGACUGGAUGGGCCAAUGCUUACUAUGAUCGCAUCCUUGCGCUGGGAAGGAAGGUUAAUGAGGCGGUGGGAGCGGUCCGAAGUAGGUUGGUAUCUAUUUAUAGCAUUGUCAAAAAAAAUGCAUGCAAGCUAUGGAAACAAUGGAGCCGUGAUCUCCCACAGCUCGUCCGCGAAACCGCUGCCUAUCUUGAGGCACAUCAGCUACAAGACGAAAUAUUGAUACAUGGAUUUGAAAGGGUAACCGCUUGGGCGGAUCAAGAAUGGAAAAUGAUGGCUGGAAAGCCGAUAAUCCAAGCUGAGGAGCCAGACUUCUAUGAGCAGGCAGAAGAGUUGGAGUACGAACGUUUGUAUGACAUGAAUGGUGAAAUGUUGAGAUAG
Melampsora larici-populina 98AG31 is the source of this 1194-nucleotide messenger RNA. RefSeq lists its product as uncharacterized. NCBI's taxonomy places the organism in Eukaryota, Fungi, Basidiomycota, Pucciniomycetes, Pucciniales, Melampsoraceae. The transcript has 5 exons. The record is from RefSeq and is a predicted model, not a curated record. The coding region runs from base 1 to 1194 and encodes 397 amino acids.